Microthlaspi erraticum is the source of this 1338-nucleotide messenger RNA. Lineage: Eukaryota; Viridiplantae; Streptophyta; Magnoliopsida; Brassicales; Brassicaceae. The record is from the annotation of a GenBank genome assembly.
AUGACACAUGAGCUCACCUCAUGUCCUAUGUGUGAGGAGGAAACCAAUAACCAAAGACAACUCUCGCGAUCGGGCAUCUUCUCCCGACUACAAUCUGGCCCCAGCCAAACUGAUCCUAGUCAGAACAGCAACUACAUAAACAGUCAAAGAGACCAUCAUGGUGAACGACCACAACUGGAAGGAACUCAAAGGCAAACCCAAAGACAAACCUAUAAAAAGGAUGAGGGGCAAUCUUUGAGGAACUUGGGGGAUCGACAAGGAAAACAUAACUCUUAUUACCCUAGAGAUCCCAGAGACAGAGAGAGAAAGGAGGACCUGGUCCAUAGAUCAAGUUUUUCCAUAAGGGAGAAACGAGGAGACAAUCUCACUCACAGGGAAGCUAGCUACCGAGCUCCAUACCACAGAGACAGCAGAGCACAACAAGGCUAUUCUUAUGGACGAAAAGAACAAGAGGACCAUCGUCCUUCUUGGACCAAGAAAUCCCAACCCAUAGAUAAAGAAUCACUCCAAGGACCAGUCCAGGACAAGCAAGGCGUCCAAGAGCGUGAAAGAGAGAUGGAGUUGGAGAAGGAAGCUCAUAUUGGAAAGGCACAUCUAGAAAUCGGCCAUCACUCAAAAGCUAGACCUGAUGAAAAAGUCUCAUAUAAGAAAGGUGGAACCUCAGAAGAAGUACAAUCUCACCAUUGUGAGGUACAAGUGACAACAGCUCCACAAGCUAAUAACGACACCAACCAAAUCACUUCUCCUGAAGACUAUCAACACCAUUCUCCGAUGGAGAACGACCAAACUCAAGACCUACCAAAUGAUGCCAUGAUGAUAGGAGCCCUCCAUGAAGAAGAAAUUGAAAACCCGGAAAUCAAUGAAGAAAAUGGAGACAAUGAAGAACUUCUUGGAGAGGACCCAGAAGAUGACCUAUUAGGUGAAGAUCUUGAAUUAAUGGAAUCCGAGAAGAACCAUUCAGCCUCGGCUCCAAGUGGAUCGAAUGAGGAUAGCCUCAAUGAGACUAUUACCGCUUUUAAGGCUAAGGUGAAAUCCAGAGAGACAAAGAACCAAACAAUACCUAAAGGAUCUAAGCAACAAACGACAACAAAGAAGCUACCUAGGAAUCUUUUCCCUUCAGGCAGCCACAUAAAGAAAACCGGAAUCCUCCGUAGAGGAUCUCCUCGUAGACGGACGAACUCCAGCAACACGACCGUCGCCACAAGAGAAGCUCCGGCUUCCUCGGCUCCUUACCCUCCCAGCAAAACUAGAAAAGACACACAGCGCUCCGGUCUCGACAUAACAGAUGAAGAAGUAGGUUUGGUGGAUUCCCUGAAACCACCCAGUCUUUAUCCAUGA